UUUUGACUUUCGACGUUGACAGCUCUGUCUAAAUUUUUUUUACUGACUUUUCUCUCCUUGCAAAAUUGUAAAUGGCCGCCGAAAAACCGGGUGUGAUUUUUGUAUUUUAAAUGAGCAAGUAAUAAUUAGUAGUUUAGCAAAUUAUUUAGUGAAAAAAAAGGCUGUCGAAAACAUUCAGUCAUGGCGGUGAAUGUAUACUCGACCAAUGUGACAACCGAGAAUCUCUCCAGGCAUGACAUGCUAGCCUGGGUGAACGAGUGCCUCCAAAGUAGCUUUGGGAAAAUCGAGGAGCUGUGCACGGGCGCCGCUUACUGUCAAUUUAUGGAUAUGUUGUUUCCAGGAUCUGUGCAAUUAAAGAGAGUGAAAUUUCGCACAAACCUGGAACACGAAUACAUACAGAACUUUAAAAUAUUACAAGCCUCCUUUAAAAAGAUGAGCGUAGAUAAGAUCGUCUCCAUUGACAAGCUAGUGAAAGGUCGUUUCCAAGACAACUUCGAAUUCCUGCAGUGGUUCAAGAAAUUCUUUGACGCCAACUACCGAGGAACCGAAUACAACGCUCUUGAGGCAAGAGAUAACUUGCCGAUGGGACACGGGGGCGCCAACGCACCCAAGGGCCAAGGGCUGAUGCAGCGUAAAGCAGUGGGAAUUGCGCAGCCUACGAUGCCGAUCAAAGCGCCUACGUCCAAGCCUGUGGGGCAUGCGCGAGCUAUGCCUAAAGCGGCUCCGAUAAGGACAGCGACCCCAGUGAGACCAGCUCCCAAUCGAAAUGCUGGUGACCUUUCUGGAAAAAUAGAAGAUUUGAACAAUCAAGUUUCAGAGUAUAAGGUUACUGUAGAAGGUCUUGAAAAAGAACGGGACUUUUACUUUGGAAAAUUGCGCGACAUCGAAGUGAUGUGCCAAGAGUGCGAGGACAACAACCCCCUUAUUCAGAAAAUAUUAGAUGUAUUAUAUGCGACGGAGGAAGGUUUUGCUCCCCCUGAAGAACUAGAAGGCGGCGCAGGAGAAGAAGACGAAUACUAAAAACCUAAUGUCUAGUUAAAGCAAAUAUUCGCAUAUAUUUUAUUUUUUUCAAAUAAAAUUUGUGCAUCGCCUAUUGAUAUUCGCCAAUGUUAAAUAAAUCUUGUAGCAACAUUAUUAUAAUUAUAUUUUUAUCAGCCAGUUAAGUUUAUCAAAACAUAAUUUUUACGAUAUGGUGUUGCUUUAAUUUUCUCCUAGUUAAAUACAUUUUACUGCUUUUAUAAUAAUCGAAUGUUAAGUUUUUUAUUUGUAUAAUUGCAGUAAAUUGAGGCCUUUGUGUUUUUUCGUUUUUGUCA
Messenger RNA from Ceutorhynchus assimilis (cabbage seed weevil), 1313 nucleotides. The record is from the annotation of a GenBank genome assembly. Lineage: Eukaryota; Metazoa; Arthropoda; Insecta; Coleoptera; Curculionidae.